AUGUUGCCUCACGGUGCCGAGGUCACUCCCCCGGAGACAGCCCCUGCCUCGCCUCCGGAAGAGCAGGAACAGCAUCGGCCCAUUAUGCCUCCGGCCGCGAGGAGAAUUGUUUUCGGUCGAACUUCUUCAGAGAGUUCUUCUUCUGAGUCAGAUUCCGAUCUGCCUUUUGACCCAGGGUACGGCCGAGACGCCAACUGGCAAAAGACCAUUGCCAAAGUUGCCGACAGCGUCGUCUCCAUCCAUUACACUCGGCCCUUGUCCUUUGACACGGAUUCUACCCACACAAGCCAGGCCACAGGCUUCAUCGUUGAUGCCGAACGAGGAUGGGUCCUGACCAAUCGCCACGUCGUGGGUUCCGGACCCUUCUGGGGUCACCUUAUCUUCAACAACAAGGAAGAGGCAGACGCCCGCGCGCUCUACCGCGACCCGAUCCACGAUUUUGGGAUCUUGCGUUUUGAUCCCAAGGAGGUCAAGUACAUGAAGCUGGCAGCUCUAGACCUCCACCCGGAGAGGGCCAGAGUUGGUGCUGAAAUCAAGGUCAUUGGCAAUGACGGAGGCGAGACCCUCGGGAUUCUCUCUGGCUUCAUCAGCCGCCUUGACCGCAACGCCCCCAACUACUCAGGUCUCUACAGGGACUUCAACACUGCCUACUACCAGUCAAAUGCGGCAGCAAGCGGCGGAAGCUCUGGAAGUCCGGUUGUCAACAUCAGCGGUCAAGUCAUUGCGCUACAGGCAGGUAGUCGCUCCGACGGCGCUUCGACAGACUACUUCUUGCCCCUUCACGAGCCGCUGCGUGCUCUGGGCGAACUCCAAGCCGGAAGGAUCCCCAAAAGAGGCGAUAUCCAAACCUGUUUUAGGCUCCAGACAUUCGAAGAGUGUCGCCGCUUGGGACUGACUGCAGAUUGGGAGUCCCAUGUGCGAGAGCAGUUCCCCAAACAGACGAGCAUGCUCUUUGUGCAAGACACGCUGCCUGGAGGCCCCGCAGAUGAGAAGCUCAAAGAGGGCGACAUUCUUCUCAAGAUCAACGGCACCCUCGUGGUGGAUUUCCUCGUGUUUGACAAUACGCUCAAUGAUAACGUUGAGAAGGUGGUCAAGUUCCAUGUGCUUCGCGCUGGAAAGGAGGUGCACGAGGAGAUUCUCGUUGACGACUUGGAGAAAACGACACCCAACCGCUUCCUUUCCGUCGCCGGAGGAUGCUUCCACGACCUGUCCUAUAUGAUGGCACACAGAUACGUGGUCCGAUGCAAGGGUGUCUACGCCAGCGAGACUGGGCUCCUCGAUAUCGGCGGUAGAAAUGGCUGGUUAAUCGAGCGCGUGGCCAACAAGCGGACGCCCGACCUAGACACAUUUGUUUCUAUUAUGAAGCAGAUUCCCGACCGAACCCGAGUUCCUCUCUCAUUCCGGGACCUUAAUGACUUGAACCGACUGCGCACUAACGUCAUUACAGUCAAUCGUCAUUGGGCCGCCAAGAUGAAGAUGAUUACUCGUAACGAUACCACUGGAACAUGGGACUUUGAGACCAUUGCGGAAGCUCUCCCACCGGCGCCUCCCGUGCCUUGCCGAGCAUCAUUCCCCAUGCCAGAGUAUGUGCCCAACGAGUUGAUUGCCAAUAUGGCGCGAACCUGGGUUCAAGUCACAUCAAUUCUACCCUUCUACGUUGAUGCUGUCCUCGGCCAUAAGAACACGGGCAUGGGUUUAGUUAUUGACGCCGCCCAGGGCCUUGUCUUGGUUUCGCGGGCCUUGGUCCCGCACGUUAUGUGCGACUUGGAAAUCAUCAUUGCGCAGUCCAUCAUGGUCGAGGGCAAGGUGCUCUUCCUUCACCCGUCGCAUAAUUACUGCGUCGUCCAGUACGACGCCAGCCUCGUGAAUGCGCCUGUUCUCAGUGCCGUCUUCAGCGAUGAGAAGAUUACUCAAGGCCGUCCCACCUAUUUUGUAGGGCAUUCUGGAAGCCACAAGCUGUUGUAUUCGUCAACUUCCGUGACAAGAAGACACAUCUGCUCACUCCAUCCGACUAAGGGUCCCCGGUACAGGCCUAUCAAUGUGGACUUCAUUGGGAUCGAAUCCCGCGUCGGCAAAGAUUGCACCAGCGGCGUGCUACUAUCACCCAAAGGCGAGGUCCAAGCAGUGUGGAUGACCUGGGAUAUGGACAACGGGUGCUACACUUUUGGCAUCGGUGCCGACAUAAUGACAACAGUAAUCGAUCUCAUCCGUCAAGGUCAGAUCCCCUCUCUCCGCGUUCUCCCCGCCGAGUUUGAGAUUAUCACCAUGUAUAACGCCCGUGCCUACGGCGUGCCCUCCGAGUGGAUUGAGAGGGUCGAGGCUCUCAAUGGUCCCCAUCAGCUGUUCGGCGCCAAGAGAGUGUUUGGUGACAGAGAUCCCCGUAUCCAUGAGGCGGACAUUUUGCUCACCAUGAACGGCGAAUUGAUUACACAGGCCAACCAACUCGACAUGGCACACUGGCUCAACGAAAUUGACGUGGAGGUUAUCAGGGACGGCGAGUAUAUGAGCUUCCGGAUCAAAACUUUUGAUGCAGACGAACUCGAGACGAGCCACUUCGUGAGCUUCUGCGGGAUGAUGGUCCAGAAGCCGCAGCUGGCCGUCAGGCAGGUUCUUCACCGGGUCCCAAGCGAGAUCUUCGUUUCAACUAAGUAUUACGGAUCUCCAGCUUGCUUCUACGGCAUGCAGACGGCCAAUUUCAUCACCCACAUCAACGACGAGGAGAUAACCUCCCUCGAGAAGAUCCUCGAAGUGAUCAAUGCGAUUCCCGACAACACAUACUUCCAAAUCCGCGCCGUUUCCUGGCAUGCCAUCCCGUUUGUCAUCACCAUGAAGAAGAAUGAGCCUUACUACCCUACCUGGGAGUGGCUGCGGGACCCUACCGCCCCCAGUGGCUGGAAGCGCAGGACCUAUGAAAAGGGCAAGGUCAUUGACGGCGAGGGAGAGUGCGGGAUCGUGGUUUAA
Messenger RNA from Clonostachys byssicola, 2961 nucleotides. NCBI's taxonomy places the organism in Eukaryota, Fungi, Ascomycota, Sordariomycetes, Hypocreales, Bionectriaceae. The record is from the annotation of a GenBank genome assembly.